This is a messenger RNA of Ilex paraguariensis (yerba mate), 894 nucleotides long. The record is from the annotation of a GenBank genome assembly. NCBI's taxonomy places the organism in Eukaryota, Viridiplantae, Streptophyta, Magnoliopsida, Aquifoliales, Aquifoliaceae.
AUGAAGCAAUCUGCCGAGUUCCUGCAGCGGAGAUCGUCUAGUGAUGCAGAGUGUGCUUUGGGUGUAAUUGCUGAGGCUUUGAUGAUCGGCACUUGCUCAGAAAAAUUACUUGAGACAAAAGCUGAUGCUCUUUUCAUGCUACGAAAGUACGAAGAGGUGAUUCAGUUGUGUGAGCAGACUCUUAAUUCUGCCGGGUCGAACACUUUGACAACAAGGGCUUGCCAGUCGGUGAAUUUGGAUAGUUCUGACCUACAAAGGAGCUCUUCGUUCAGGCUCUGGAGGUGGUCCCUAAUAGUUAAGUCCUAUUUUCAUUUGGGCAGGCUUGAGGAAGCUCUUGAUUUUCUGAAGAAGCAAGAGGGGUCUUUGCCUGUCAUGGAAAGGAGUCAUAAUAAGACUCUGGAAUCACUGAUACCUUUAGCUGGCACUGUACGGGAGCUCUUACGCCACAAGGCUGCAGGAAAUGAAGCAUUUCAAUCAGGAAAGCAUGCAGAUGCUAUUGAACAUUAUACCACUGCAAUAUUAUGCAAUGUUGAGUCACGUCCUUUUGCUGCAAUUUGUUUUUGCAAUCGCGCUGCCGCGUACCGAGCUAUGGGCCAAAUCACGGAUGCCAUUGCAGAUUGCAGCCUGGCUAUGGCCCUUGAUGAAAAUUAUUUGAAGGCAAUUUCUAGACGGGCCACUUUGUUUGAGAUGAUUCGAGAUUAUGGACAAGCCGCCCUAGAUCUCCGGAGACUUGUAUCUCUUCUCACAAAGCAAGUUGAGGAAAAGGCCAACCAGUCUGGACAAUCUGAUAAAAUGAACUGGAUAAAUGAGCUAAAACAAACUCAAGUAAAGCUUUCUGUAAUGGAAGAGGAAUCCAGAAAGGAAAUCACUUUGAAUAUGUACCUCAUUCUGUAA